AUGAAAAGGCCAUUGAGUGAAAAUGAACUGUAUGAGUUGAUAGAGGUUGGACUUUCUGAUGUGGAAGAGUUAUGUGAUGAAGAGACUGAUGACAUUCUGACGUUCGAAGCUCUCCAGAAUGAGAACGGAAUUACCGAUCUUCAUGCAAUGACUAGAUGCGAUUAUAUCCCAGCAUUGUACCGCAAAGGAAACAAGAAGCUGUUGCAAAUUGUGUUGCAGAGUGUGGAAUUCCAAGAUGCUUUUAUUAACAGCGUGAAGAAAAUUUUUCCAUGCUUUUACGAUUUGUGUGCAGAAACAGCUAGUUCUGACGAAGAAACAAAUGAAGAUGAGGAAGACGACGCUAUAUCUGAUGGCAUUUUAGAAACGGAUGUGGAUGCAUUUGAUUAA
Psylliodes chrysocephalus is the source of this 387-nucleotide messenger RNA. The record is from the annotation of a GenBank genome assembly. Lineage: Eukaryota; Metazoa; Arthropoda; Insecta; Coleoptera; Chrysomelidae.